GGUGUCUUGCUCAAGGACACGUUAGCAGCAGGGCGGAUGCUGACCGGCACCAAGGUCUUGAACCCUGAUCUUAUUGGCACCCUACUGGCUCUCUGGGCCGUCUAAUACGUCAUUUUGAACCCAAAACGCCUCAGAUUUACUGGGGGAAGUUCUUGAACGGCGCAGCAGAAGACGUGGGACCACAAGAGCCCUGUCAUUGCUCUCCGGUGACAAGUGGGCCUGUUUUUACACCUUCCUUCUAAAUAAGGAAGCGGCCUGACAGACAUAUGACCACCGACCCAAUUUGGGAGCAGGCCGAGUGCCCCAUCUUGUCCCACGGCCGCUGAACUUCACCAAUAAGCUUUCUCCCCUUUUCAGUCCAGCAGUGACAGCAGUCUAUUCCCCUCAACUCUCCACGCACUUGGUCUUUUUUCCUCCUGUCAGCGCCUUCUUUACCCUUGUAUUGUCCCAGCGGUGAAGACAGCAUGAUAUCAUGUAGGGAUGCGAUAGCCCUGGCGAGGUGGAGGAAACAGGAUUUUUGUUAAGUGCAAGGGCAUUUAUUCCUAAAUCUUAUACCGGGAGGGACACAGAGAGGGGCAGAGAGAGAAAAAGAGAGAGAGGGAGAGAGAGAGAGAGAGAGAGGCGCGGAGGAGCUGCAAAACAUGGUAAUCACCAGCACCAACCUCGCCAUCACCAUCACCAUCACCUCCAGCUCUGCCGCGCGGUCUCCCGUCUCCUCUCCUCCUCUGCACCGGGGCUUGCGUUUCAUGCCCAAAGCCCUGAUCUGCGCUCCAAAAAUAACCCUCAGCCAGCAUGCCGAAGGAAGCACAACAAGACCAGGGGUAUUUUUAGGGUCAUUAAUUUCGACCACGUGGCCCGAAGGUAAACCGGAUGGCCGUUGCGCAAAGGCUCCUCGUCAGUAUGUCCUGCGAGGCCGGCACGCCGCACUGGACGCUGAUCGCUGCGCUUCUCCUGGGCUUUCUGCUGGGGAUCGUGUCAGCGUACCCUUUACCGAGCGGCAGGACGAAUGCAACUUUACUGGAGAAACGAUGGGAGACCUUGUUCUCCCGCUCUAUGCUGGGAAUCUCCGGGGAGAAACCGGAGCUGAACUGGGAGAGUGACUAUCUGCUGGGCAUCAAAAGAGUGCGGAGGCUCUACUGCAACGUGGGCAUCGGGUUUCACCUUCAGGUCCUCCCUGACGGCAGGAUAAACGGUGCACAUAAUGAAAACCAGUACAGUCUAAUAGAGAUCUCCACGGUGGACAGAGGAGUGGUGAGCCUGUAUGGGGUGAAGAGUGAGUUGUUUGUCGCAAUGAACAGCCGUGGAAGGUUAUACGGAACGACAGUCUUCCAUGACGAGUGCAAGUUCAAAGAGAGCAUGCUCCAGAACAACUAUAACGCCUACGAGUCUCUGGUCUACAGACGCUUCUACAUAGCACUCAGCAAGCAUGGCCGUGUGAAGAGGGGCAACAAGGCCACCACUGCCAUGACUGUGACGCACUUCCUACCCCGAAUAUGAUGAGCAAAAACUGGCAAUAACAAACUUAUUUGCACAUGUGGAUUAUUUCCCAGGUAACAUAAAUACUGUAUACCUACAUACAAACACAAAAGACAACAUGGACUGUAAAAGAAAGAAAUACAACUAUAUCUGAUAGUAUUUAUUCAAACUUUAUAUGUAUAUUUGGGUAGCUUCCUUUAUAUUAGAAAUUGUGGAAAUGCCAUUCUUUGCUGCUUUUAUGAUUUUUUCGUUUUGUGAAAUGAAGGGGAUGGAGAGACGUCGUUUAAUCCCCUCAUUUUAUAUGGGUGCUUGCUGGAAUUGAUUGAGUCCUUGUCCUAUGACAGUUCAUCCUUUUUGGAAAUGAAAUGGAUACAUUAUUACCUCAAAGCACCAUAUCCUGAGAAAAAGAGGAUGAAGAAAAAGAGAAAUGUGUGCAUGAAAUUUCUACAGAGAGGAAUGCCUGUUUACUGAAAGAGUUUCCGUUGUCAUCCAUCAAGGACUUGAGCACUUCCCAUCCUCUAUUUUUGUGAUUGUCUCUGUCACUGUCAGGGCACCUAGAGUACUUGCAAACAUGGCAUGUUUUUUUUUUUCUUGCUUCGUCAUGAGGUGGCGGUGCCUUGAAUUCCUAUUUGCGGCCCCCUCACCCUUGCAUGCGAAAAAUGUGGUGCUCAAGUCAGAAAUAGGAAUGAAACGCAAGUCAUCACUCCCUUAAAACACAGAGAGUCUCUGGCCUAAUUCCUAGAGGGCCAGAGUUUCUUCACUUUAUUUUCUUUCCAUAAUUAGAUCAAUUAGGUAAUUGAGACUCUAUGCUGCACAGGAGCCAGUGGAGCCUCUUGUUAAUAUGGAAAGCUAGAUUUAGAGCCCCCCCACCCCUUCAUGCUUCCAUCAUGUACAAGGGAGCUUUGACAAUCCCAGGUUUUACUUUCACAAAUUUCGUAGCCGGAUCUGAGACCAGAUUGAGUGUAUGAGUGUAGAGUUUAUAUGUGGGCAUGCAUUUUAUUUCAAGUAUGUAUGUGGAAGUGCUCGGUUUAAGAGCUGCUCAAUUUGAACGUUUUUUUUCUUACAUUGUGUGAGGUCAAUGUGUGUUUUGUGACAAAAAAUCAUAGACGUCACCUGACACUAGGAGACAACAAGUCCUACAUUUCGAUCCGCUGUGUAUUUCCCUCAAGUUGAAAUUGAGUUGGUGAAAUCUGUUGCAUCUCCUUUGUAGCCUUGAUAUUUUAGUAAUUUUUUUGAUUUGUCUUGUCGACUUUAUAGCAAAAGUGACAACGGGAGCUGUUUGACUUUCGCACUGGUUCAAUGUUUUAGCACUUAAAAGUAACGCGAUCAAGCAGAUAUGAGUGAUGUUGCAGUGGAUGUCGCUGUGUUGUCUAUUCACUGUAAAUAAGAUGGUCUGCUGCUUUUAAUGAAACAGUGCAGAUUUGGUUUAGAGAGAACUGGAACUACUUCAGAGUUUAUGACCCUGUAACAUGUGAACAAUACUUGAGAUAACUCAGUCUGCCCGACAUUUAGAUGAUGCACAUUGUUGAGCCCAGAUUUUGCAGCCUGAGUCAAUGUAUGGCUCCUUGUGAAAAAUCUUUAUGUGGCACUGGUUGUUUGUGUAACUUGGUGGGGAUGUGAAUAAUGUGGGGUAAAAUACCAGAGCAUCAGUGGAUGUCAGAGUGGACGGUCAGCACAGGGCCUUGGGAUUCUUGUCCCUUUCAUCUGAGCCAUUUUUGUACCAGGGUCAAAGAUAUGAGCUUUCUGUUCUUUGUGUUACUCAUGGGGCAUGUUGUCUGCUCCAUCUCAACCAUCUUCUGUUGUUUUAAGGAGCUCUGCACCUGUCCGGCUAUUUAUUGCUUAACCCAUACAAGGCUGUCUUGUAAUGUGCAAUGACGAUGCGAAGGAUUCUGCAUCUUUUUCUGAGCAAAGUCAAUUUAAUGUUGAAAUGAGCCCCCUUUUUAAUGAUUUUGAAUUCAGUUAUUAUAUUUGGGCACUUGACUUGCAAUAUUCUGUAAGUAGCAAACUGCCAGUCGGGCCGGUUUGGUGAAAUAUGAUUAAAGGAAAGCAAGGCUGUUAUUUGAUCAUAUUUUACCCCAUGCCCUUUUAAAGAUUACUGUAAUGCACUGACUGAAUGUCUGUGGGCAAAGGUUUAUGUGCCAUUUUAAGCUCCAGCUUGUGUCUAGUAGCAAAGACAAAUGUGCGCUAUCUGGUGAGAACGAGUAUAUUUGUAAACGAGUGUGUGUGUGUGUGUUUGUGUGUGUGUGUGUGUUUGUGUGUGUGUGUGUGUGUGUGUGUGUUUGUCUGUGCAAGUGAGCGGGCUUCUGUCAUGUUCUGUUUCUGCCAAAGUGACAGUAGAGAUGGUAUCAGAUCAAUUUACCUUGAGUCAGGAAUGAAAGGGCAUUGUCUGACUGUGCGAGCUGAUGUACUGUACUCUCCUCUCAGCGGAGGAUAAAGGCGAGAGGGACGGGCAAAGGCGACACAGAGUAGGCCUGCUCGAUUAUGGAAAAAAUCACCAAUACUGAAAUUACCCUUAACACGAUUAACCCUUGACUUUUGGAAAUUUGCUGCAAUUGUUGAACUUAAAGGUCCAAUCUGUGGGAAUUUCUCCCAUUUAGCGUUGAGAUCACAUAUCGCCAUCAACUCUCUCGCGCCACGCAGUUCAAAGUAUGUAAUGCAGCUACGGUAGCAUUCAUGCUUCAA
This is a messenger RNA of Etheostoma cragini (Arkansas darter), 4158 nucleotides long. Its product is annotated as fibroblast growth factor 6-like. Gene Ontology annotation, biological process: fibroblast growth factor receptor signaling pathway; positive regulation of protein phosphorylation; positive regulation of gene expression. The transcript has 3 exons. NCBI's taxonomy places the organism in Eukaryota, Metazoa, Chordata, Actinopteri, Perciformes, Percidae. The record is from RefSeq and is a predicted model, not a curated record. Gene Ontology annotation, cellular component: cytoplasm. The coding region runs from base 871 to 1497 and encodes 208 amino acids. Gene Ontology annotation, molecular function: fibroblast growth factor receptor binding; growth factor activity.